Molecule: messenger RNA, 1015 nt
Organism: Ailuropoda melanoleuca (giant panda)
Lineage: Eukaryota; Metazoa; Chordata; Mammalia; Carnivora; Ursidae
Gene: UBB
Product: ubiquitin B
Exons: 2
Coding region: 162-851 (229 amino acids)
Molecular function (GO): protein binding
Source: RefSeq, a predicted model, not a curated record
CGUCGGCAGUGAUGAGUCACGCAACAGACGCUGCAUAAAUUUCAGCCCCGCCGAGCCGGGAGCGUUCAGGAGCGGCUGGCAUUGUCGGGUGUCGGUGUCUCAGCGUGUAGGUGACUCGACGUGAUUGUAUUCGGUGUCUUUGCGUUCGCUAACAGGUCAAAAUGCAGAUCUUCGUGAAGACCCUGACUGGCAAGACCAUCACCCUGGAGGUGGAGCCCAGUGACACCAUCGAGAAUGUGAAGGCCAAGAUCCAAGAUAAAGAGGGCAUCCCCCCUGACCAGCAGAGGCUCAUCUUUGCAGGCAAGCAGCUGGAAGAUGGCCGCACUCUUUCUGAUUACAACAUCCAGAAAGAGUCGACCCUGCACCUGGUCCUGCGCCUGAGAGGUGGCAUGCAGAUCUUCGUGAAGACCCUGACUGGCAAGACCAUCACCCUGGAGGUGGAGCCCAGUGACACCAUCGAGAAUGUGAAGGCCAAGAUCCAAGAUAAAGAGGGCAUCCCCCCUGACCAGCAGAGGCUCAUCUUUGCAGGCAAGCAGCUGGAAGAUGGCCGCACUCUUUCUGAUUACAACAUCCAGAAAGAGUCGACCCUGCACCUGGUCCUGCGCCUGAGAGGUGGCAUGCAGAUCUUCGUGAAGACCCUGACCGGCAAGACCAUCACCCUGGAGGUGGAGCCCAGUGACACCAUCGAGAAUGUGAAGGCCAAGAUCCAAGAUAAAGAGGGCAUCCCCCCUGACCAGCAGAGGCUCAUCUUUGCAGGCAAGCAGCUGGAAGAUGGCCGCACUCUUUCUGAUUACAACAUCCAGAAAGAGUCGACUCUCCACCUGGUUCUCCGUCUGAGGGGUGGCUGUUAAUUCUUCGUCUUGAAUUCAUAGUGCCCAAUGAUGGCAUUGCUCUGCACUAUAGCCUUUUGCCCCAAUUUAAGUUUCAAAAUUACCAGAUUCAGUAAUAGCUGAAUCACUGGUUUUCUCAAUAGCUGUUCAAAAUGUUAAUAAAAGUUUUGUUGCAUGGUAGCAUA